This is a messenger RNA of Suillus paluster, 363 nucleotides long. RefSeq lists its product as uncharacterized. The record is from RefSeq and is a predicted model, not a curated record. The transcript has a single exon. The coding region runs from base 1 to 363 and encodes 120 amino acids. Lineage: Eukaryota; Fungi; Basidiomycota; Agaricomycetes; Boletales; Suillaceae.
AUGAUGCUCCAACUGAUGUUCUUCAAAGACUGUACUACAGAACAGCCUAGUAGCAGUUCUGCUACAACUUCAGGGACAUCUGCCACUUAUACCGACAUACAUGAGGGCGACAUUGCCCACUUCGCCCAGGUCGGGUUCGAGGCAUUAAUUCAAUCGCUUGCAAACCAGCAAGGAUUUCAAGCCGAUGUCAUCAGGACUGUUUAUAAGUACCUCACGAGUUACGAGGAAACAGUGGAGGUCAUAGAAGAGAUGAGGGAGGUGGCCGAGGAGUGCGCUGUCGCUGAGAUUUUGAGCAGGACGGAAGAGGACGAAGAGGACGACCAUAAAGAGGACAGCAAUGACAUCAAAUCGGAGGAUGAAUAG